UUUGUUUGUUUUUUAUUUGAUGCUGCUGGACAACAAAACAAAAUCUUGGGGGAAGAAUAAAGUACUACAUUAUUUUAAAAUAGUAAAAAAAAGUCACAUGCCCUGCUACAGCUAGGAAAUCUAAAGACAUAAUUUUAUGUAGCAUGUAUGAAAAUGUAUUUUUAGCUAAGAAUAUUAUAUGUAAUGAAAUGCCACCUUUCUAAUCAAAUGCCACUGACUUUAUAUGGGUUCGAGAAUUAUAUAGUUAUCUUUGUUGCCUUUAUUGAUUUUUUUUAUCCAUUUCAGCUGCCUGGUUCACCUUCGACCCUACAUGCACACACCCAGAUAUUAUGUUCUCCAAUGACAAUCUAACUGUGACAUGUAACAGUUAUGACGACAGAGUGGUUAUGGGAAACACUGGCUUUUCCCAUGGGGUGCAUUACUGGGAGAUCAGCAUAGAUCGUUAUGACAACCACCCAGACCCUGCCUUUGGAGUAGCUCAUGAUGAUGUGCUGAAGGAUGUCAUGCUGGGAAAAGAUGAUAGGGCAUGGGCCAUGUAUGUGGAUAACAACCGGUCCUGGUUUAUGCACAACAAUUCUCAUAAAAACAGGACUGAAGGGGGCAUCAGUAAAGGUGCCACAGUUGGCGUGUUGUUGGACUUGUCCCGGGGCAUCCUGAUAUUCCUGAUCAAUGAUGAGCAGCAGGGUCCAGUUGCCUUUGAAAGGAUGGAAGGGCUCUUCUUCCCUGCUAUCAGUCUCAACCGUAACGUACAGGUGACACUACACACUGGACUGCCUGUCCCUGAUUUCUACCUUCCUGGAGAUCCAGAACCUCCUGAAUCAGUGUGUUAACCAGUCUGGUGACCUAGACCUCCACUCUGAUUCCCUGAGACUCCUGAACUGAAAUAGUCCCAGCAGAAGAUGAACAUGAGUUUGAGAGAAGGGUAGUCAUACUGUAAUUAGAAAUACUGUAAUUGAUCCUUAUCAAAAACAUCAAGUAUUUUCUAUUCAGUAUUGUAGUGCUGUAUACAUUCAGUGAAUUUCAUUGUGUCAUUACAUCCAUUAAAUAUGUUUAAUUUUUGUUUUUUCAACAUCUUUUCCUCCAUAAAAAAAGUUUAAGAUAUGAUGUUGGAUUUUUUAUAAGAACAAUAAAGUUCUACCUACUGCAUUUGGCUUAAAAUUCUUUACUAUGUUUAUUAUAUAUUUGUACAUGCACAGUAUAUAUACUGCAUAUAUAUGCAUAUUAUUUGUAUAUACAAUGUGCUGUAUAUAUACAGUACUAUGCAAAAUGUUUAUAGCUGUAUAUCUGGGUACUAAAUGUACUGUACAUUUGCCCAGAAAAAAAUAACACAGUUUAAAAUAUAUGCAAAUGAACAGUAUCACAAUAAAAAAUAACAAGAAUUUGACAAAAAUACUAAAAUAGUGUUACAUCAACAUGAAGAUCACUUAAACAUAAUUUUCUUUUACCACAAGUCUUUUGCAUAGUACUGUAUAUAUAUACUAAGACUUUUUCACAUAGUGAAACCAUUAACACUGACCAUUAACAAUUUUCAUUUAGUUUGGUCUAGUUUUUGUAUGAGUAAAGAGCAAAAUUUAUUUAAUAAGCUAAUGCUGAUUUUAUUCAUAUUUAUUAGAGAAUAUUCUUGCCAGAAAAUGAUAAAGUCAAGUUAAUGCUAUGAAUUAUUAGAAAUGAUGCUGUUUGUUCUGAUAAUGGUCUUUCCUUUUAAAUAUGACUUCUUUGAUUUUCAUGUAUCCACCUACUGUUCAGCCUUUCUUGAAAACUUGAUGAAUACAAUAUUAGAAGUAUACAAAGUGUAUGCCCUCAUCAAUCCGUAUAAAACUUUUCUCCCUUGCAUACCAUAAACUUACAAUCUCUGAAGCUACUGUAGCAAGAGAAGCCUCCUUAGGGGUCACAACUGCUGAAAUAAAAUAUUUCUUUUAUGUAAGUCAACGAGGAUAAAUUCAUUUUUGGUCAAAGCUGCAGUAAUUUCUUUUACUGCACAAAUGAAGUUUGGCAUAGCACUAAUUAAAAAACUCUCACAAACACAGACGCUUUUGUGAAUAGCAAAAAUGAAUUGAUUUGAAUAUAUUUCUUUUAUUGUAGAACAGAUGCAUGUGUAUUGAUAUAAUUUGAUAUAAUUUUAUAAAUAAAAUCUCCUUGACUAUUAAUUCACACCCUAAAGUAUACAGGACUGAACAUAAAAAUGGAUAAGAAUAAGAACUAUUAAUCAAAUACUGCUUCAACAAUCCAGCUUAUUUAGAAUAAAAUGUUGUUGCUGGACAACAUAGUUCUGUCAAAGCUUCUGCUGGAAAUGGCUGUUUUUAUGGUCAUUUAAAAGGUAUUAGUGUCUUAAUAUUGUUUUAAAGAAUAGUCCAACUGGUGAUGUGGUGUUUUAUAUUUCUAUAAUUUUAUGUAACAAUGCUUUGGAUAGGUUAUAUUUAUUAUUAUAUUAUUAGUUUGUUUUCUGGCUUAAACUGUUAUUUUAAAGAUAACAUUUUUAAGUGUAAAAAUAUGAUAAAUUCUGGUGUUUUCUUCAGCAACAUAUUCAUUCAAUAAACUCAUUCAAAUGAAA
Messenger RNA from Paramormyrops kingsleyae, 2551 nucleotides. Lineage: Eukaryota; Metazoa; Chordata; Actinopteri; Osteoglossiformes; Mormyridae. The record is from RefSeq and is a predicted model, not a curated record.